CAGUGAUGCUAUAUGGAACGACAAAAAUCUGCACGACUGCUUGCACGACCACGUGAUAUGCACACUAGUUUCCUUUUUUGAUUUUUAUUUUUUACAAUUAAUUGUGAUAGAAAAUCUCGGCACGCGUGGUUCAUAAAUCACUAUAGCCACCGCUAUUUGCCGCUAACACCAUAACUGAUCUAAACAAAGUAUCCUUAUCGCCGUGGUUGCCGUCUCCAUUGAAACCUUCAUCACUGUUGUUUUCUCACCGUGUCGUCUUUACCGUUGGCGUUGUUGUAUUCACCGCCGCAGUUCUCAUCGCACAACUAUAACUGCAUACAAUUGCUGCAAUUCCCUGUUUCAGAAAUCAAUUUCAAGAUGGAGAAAAGAUUUACUUCUUCUGAUCAAGAGGAGAAUGAUCACAUAAAUGAAGGUUUUGAUGAUAUGCAAGAAGCAAAUAUUGCCCACGAAGAUGAAGAACCUAAGGUUGGGAUGACAUUUAUUUCCGAAGAUGAAGUUACCACAUAUUACAAGAAUUAUGCUCGAUGUAUGGGUUUUGGAAUUAGUAAAAUCAAUUCAAAAAAUGCAGAUGAUGGAAAAAAAUACUUUACUCUAGCAUGUAGUCGGGCAAGAAAGCAUACGAGCAAUUCAAAAAAUCUUUUGAAGCCAAAUCCCACCACAAGAACACAAUGUAAGGCUAGAGUAAGUGUGGCUGUGUCUUUAGAUGGAACAAUUACGGUUUCAAGAGUUGCACUUGAGCAUAAUCAUGAAUUAAGCCCAACCAAGUCAAGAUAUUUUAGAUGCAACAAAAAUUUGGACCCUCAUAUCAAAAGGAGACUGGAGCUUAAUGAUAAAGCUGGAAUUAAUGUAAGCAGGAAUUUUCGGUCCAUGGUUGUGGAAGCGAAUGGAUAUGAUAAUCUUACCUUUGGGGAAAAAGAUUGCAGAAAUUAUAUCGACAAAGUAAGGCGGCUUCGACUUGGGACAGGUGAUGCUGAUGCCAUUCAAAACUAUUUCGAUAGAAUGCAAAGAGAAAACAAUCAAUUUUAUUAUGUUAUGGAUGUGGAUGACAAAAGUCACUUACGAAAUGUAUUCUGGGCAGAUGCCAGAUCUAGGACUGCUUAUGAGUAUUUUGGUGAAGUCAUAACUUUUGACACUACUUAUUUAACGAAUAAAUACGACAUGCCUUUUGCUCCUUUUGUUGGAGUAAAUCAUCAUGGCCAAUCAGUUUUGUUAGGUUGCGCUCUAUUGUCGAAUGAGGAUACUAAAACCUUUUCUUGGCUGUUCACAACUUGGUUGAAGUGUAUGCAUGGACGUGCACCAAAUGCUAUAAUUACUGACCAAGAUAGAGCAAUGAAGAAUGCAAUUGAGGUCGUCUUUCCGAAAGCUCGUCAUCGGUGGUGCUUGUGGCAUAUAAUGAAAAAGGUUCCAGAAAAAUUGGGUAGACUCUCUGAUUAUGAGUCUAUCAAAACACUUUUGCAUGAUGCUGUAUAUGAUUCGUCGAGCAUAAGUGAUUUCAUGGAGAAGUGGGGGAAUAUGAUUGCAUGUUAUGAGCUACAUGAUAACGAAUGGUUGAAAGGGCUGUUUGAAGAACGACAUCGUUGGGUUCCUGUGUAUGUUAGAGACACAUUUUGGGCUGGAAUGUCAACUACUCAAAGAAGUGAAAGUAUGAAUUCAUUCUUUGACGGGUAUGUGAACUCAAAGACAACAUUAAAGCAAUUUGUUGAGCAAUAUGACAAUGCACUGAAAGAUAAAAUUGAAAAAGAAAGCAAGGCUGAUUUUAAUUCAUUUAAUACAACAAUUGCUUGUAUAAGUCGUUUUGGCUUUGAGUCUCAAUUCCAAAAGACAUUUACCAAUGAAAAAUUCAAAGAAAUUCAAACAGAAAUUUCUUCUUUGAUGUACUGCAAUGCUUUCUUUGAGAGAAAUGAUGGUUUGAAUUCAAUAUUUUGGGUUAUAGAGAGUAAAAGAGUAUAUGAUAGAAAUAAAGACAUAAAGUUCAAGGUAUUUUUCAACGAGAAAGACUUCGAAAUACAAUGUGCAUGUUGUCUAUUUGAGUUUAAAGGAAUUUUAUGCAGACACAUCCUUUGUGUUCUUCAGCUCACAGGUAAAACAGAGUUGGUGCCGUCUUGUUAUAUUUUGUCAAGGUGGAGGAAGGAUAUUAAGCGAAGACACACACUUAUUAAAUGUGGUUUUGAUCAUUUAGCUGGAAAUAUUGAAUUGCAACGUGUUAGUAAAGCUUGUGAUGCCUUUUACGAUGUUGCUUAUAUGGGGAUACAUACUGAAGAUGAUUUAUUGAAAGUGAUGAAUUGGAUCAAGGAUUUGAAAAUUGAAUUAACUUGUAAACAAAGCUCUCCUGUGAUUAUAGAAGAAGAGAGAUUAGUUCAAGAUCAUGCGACUAAAAUUCUUGAUCCUAUAGUAUCACAAAAAAAAGGACGACCUCGCGAAAAAAGGAAGACUUCUAAAGUUGAUCAAAUUGUGAAGAAGAAGCUUGCAAAAAAGAAGACUAAAAAUAGCAGUAAAAAGAGUAACAGUGGUCAAACACAAGAAGAGAGGUUUCUAUCAGUUCAAGAAACUGAAAAUGCAGGGUUUUCUACAUCUCAAACCAUUGAUGACAUUGACACACAAGAGAGCAUUCAAGUAAACUUAGCUCCCUUCAAUCCAAAUAAAAAAUAUUUUGUUGAAGUAAAUCAGGUUCCAUAUUAUACUCAAUCUCAAAUCAUAAAUCAUAAUCUUAGCUAUGCAGAACUUUUAAAGGCACAACACCAUAUGAAUGAUAAACCAUCAUCAUCAGGACAUGAAUGAACCACUGAUUUUGGAGAUGAGAGUUGAAGAUGUCUAAUUUGCAAACUUGAAACAACUAUUUGACUUUGUUUUAUAUCAACAUUUAAAAUUUUAAUGUUAUUGAUGUUGAAGCACUCUUUGUUUUUUAUUAUUGUAGCAACAAUUAGUUUUUUAUUUGAAGUAAAUUUGUCUUUACAUAAAAUUUUACAUAUGCCAAGUUUUCUGAAACUUCUGUAUGAUUUACAAUGAACUUACAGAUGUAGAUAAUUUGCGAUGUAGUAAUAUGCAAUUGUGCCAUCUUUUGUUUCUUUGCUAUCCAACAGAACUAUGUAAUCUUGGUACAAAGAUUAUUAGAUGCAGAUAAUAUUGCAAGCUUUCUAAACAAUAAUAAUCCAAAGUUAUGAUCAUAUUUUUAUUGUAAUCUUCCAUCACUGUGAUCUAAAUCUACAACAUGAUAACCAAAUACAUUGGAGUUGAUAGCUUUUGUUUACAUUUUUAAUCAAGCAUUAAAAUAAAUAUAAGACUAUAGCCCUUAGCAAUAGCAUCUUCACUCGAUUGACAUUCCACGCCUACUGAUAUCCAAGUAAUUUUCCACGCCUACCGAUAUCCAAGUAAUUGUGGGAUUUGUUGAGUUAUUUCACAAGGCGAUCGACACUCUAUUUCCAGUGUUUUGCAGCUUGGUCUCCAAUUAUUGGUGUCGUUCGAAUCGAUGUGCAGAGCAGGCAUUUUCUGAGUUAACUCGAGUCUGCAUAAAGUUUGUUUUGAUCCUGU
Messenger RNA from Trifolium pratense (red clover), 3528 nucleotides. RefSeq names its product protein FAR1-RELATED SEQUENCE 6-like. The coding region runs from base 358 to 2778 and encodes 806 amino acids. The transcript is spliced from 5 exons. Gene Ontology annotation, molecular function: zinc ion binding. The record is from RefSeq and is a predicted model, not a curated record. Gene Ontology annotation, biological process: regulation of DNA-templated transcription. NCBI's taxonomy places the organism in Eukaryota, Viridiplantae, Streptophyta, Magnoliopsida, Fabales, Fabaceae.